AACCCGAUCCCAGUCAAUCCUAACCAGAACUCGAACGCCGGGGACGGGUCGAGUCAGGGUGGAUCUCAGAACCCGCCUAUGAACCUAGCGAGCGUGCUGCAUUACUUGCAGAGCGAAUGGAGACGCUGGGAGCGGGAUAGGAACGAGUGGGAGAUUGAACGUGCGGAGAUGCGGGCCCGGAUAGCGCUCUUGGAGGGCGAACGACGUUCAGCGGAGAACCUGAAGACGGAUAUGAUGCGACGGGUCAAGAUGCUAGAAUUCGCUCUCCGGCAAGAACGCUCCAAGACCUUGUCCUCGGCAUCCGGCUCGACGAUGACCCUAGGAAUGGGCAAUCAAAACACUUUGGCACACGCCAAACUGACUUCGCUUAUCAGCGAAGAAAAAGCCUCGCACGAAAAGGACAAGGAUGCCAGUGCAGGGGGCAGCGGGGGAGGUGAAAGUCCAAAGAGUUCCGGAGGUCACCUCCCCAAUGGAAAGGCCAACAAGGCCGAGUCGACCGCUGGGGGGACUUGGAACGCUACUGCCAACGGUCCUUGGAAGGCAGCUUUGAGCGCACCCAAUCGGGAUGGGAAGAGUAGGGCUCGGAGUAGGGACUACUUGAAACAAUGUCUGCAAGAAAUCUCCUACUUGACAUCCGCGGCCGCCUUGAACCCUCUUCCGAACAAGCUCGCUUUCGAUCUCUCGUUACCACGGCCAGCGUCUCCCAGCGUCAACGACGACAAGGAGAAGGGUCAGGGCAGGGACAGGCCGCAUCAAGCUGAAGAGGCGCCCGCAAAGCCGCCCGUAAUGAUGGACGUCCCUCCUCGGCCGAAAAAGGUGCUGGAAGAGCAAGCGGUCAAGCCUAAAGCUGGGGAGACGAGCGAGACCAAGGCAGAUGGCGUGCCAUUCCCGAGCGACAAGCGGGAGAACGAGUCUGUUCCUGCAGCCAAGGAGGCUACGUCUGCCGGUGCCCCUGCUGAGGACAAGUCAGGGGCGCCCGACUCGGCUGCAUCGUCGGCAUCUGCUUCGGAAGCGAGGUCAACGGACAGACGGUCAGGUUCCGAAUGGAUCGGUUCUUCCGCGUCGUCCUCGUCGUCAAAGGAUUCGACCGGAGAUGAUUCGCAAGACGUCUUGACGGCCAUCUACAAGCCGGAAAGUAAAGAGGUGUGGAAGAAGGCUUUGCAGGCUGCCAACGACAAGGCGGAAAAGGCUCAGCGGGAGGCCAAGGCGCAGAUCGAGAGCGGGACUCUGACCGAAUCUGCCAUCGCAACCGAACAGAACACCUCUCUGGACAGUCUUUCCGAGGCUGGAGAAGUAGCCGCUUCUGCUAAACGGCAUUGGACACAGAGUCGACAGUUGAAGAGUCACCUCGACUCGGUGCGUAGUGUCGAAUUUGGCGUCAAUGGGGAGACUUUGGUUUCAGCCUCCGCCGAUUGCACUGUCAAAGUUUGGAAGCUGGACCUGAACAGGCUCGCCGGUUCCAAAUACGCCGGUGCUGGUAUCGAGAUCGAGCCGCAGGUAACGUUCCGUGGCCAUACCGCUGCUGUCACUUCGCUGGCGGUUGCUCAAACCGGAGUAAUCUUCAGUGGCUCGAUGGACGCGACUAUCCGUGUCUGGCAGAUACCACCGGCGACGUAUGACACGUACUCGGCUUACGACCCCUCAAUGACCCUUGAGACCCUUAUUGGACAUACCGACAGCGUCUGGGAUGUAGCCUUGCUCCCAAGCCGUGAUUACGAGGAAGGCUAUCUGGUAUCCGCCAGUGCUGACGGGACCAUCAAGGUCUGGGAUGCCUCGCCGUUAUACGCCACUUCCAAGAAGGGAUACUCGUUGCUCCGUACGUGGCGUUAUGCAGGCUCUGAGGGCAAAUCCGACGACAAGGAGGACCAGCCGGUUCCAGUCUCGAUCGCACCUUAUCAUCCGGACUACAAGAAUGUGCUCGUAGGGUUCAACAAUGGUAUCACCAGGGCAUACAAUCUGGAUUCGGGUAAAGCGGUAAUGAUAUUCGGCACAGAUGAAGACGACCUGUCUCCUUGCAGUCAGGUCCUUUGCCACCCUACACUCGACAUAGUGGUUUCCGCACAUGAGGAUGGGAAGCUGCGAUUUUACAAUAGCAAAACUGCCCGCUUGACGUCGACGGUUGUGGGCCACGCAGAUACGACGAACGCGAUCGACAUCGACCCGAAUUCUUCUUCAACGCUGGUCUCGGGCGGGGACGAUUGUUCAUGCAAGAUUUGGGACAUCACGACCGGUACAUGUGGCCAGGAUUGGUCUCACCACAGAAGAAAAUACGAUCAAGGAGUGCUCGCCGUAAGAUUUGGAGAAAAGGCGCCUGUUCUCGCCACUGGAGGCGCCGAUGGAGUGGUCAGGGUAUAUUGUAGAUCCACCUAAUCUUCUUUGUCUUGUUGUUCAUCGUGGGUGUGGCUCAAUCUCGUCUCGGUCCUAUAAGGGAAUGGUGCUUACGUCCCGACCCCGCUUUGCAGAUCUCACGAUUUGUUUGAUCGCUCCGGCCAAGACAAUUUAUUUACGACUUUCGAUUUGUCCUUGAACUUGUUCGAAGAUGCCAAGCAUAACCCAGGAGAACGUUGUGAACUGAUGAAGCAAUGAUAAUGAUAUUACACAAAUUGCAUCUA
Filobasidium floriforme is the source of this 2612-nucleotide messenger RNA. RefSeq names its product WD40-repeat-containing domain protein. Lineage: Eukaryota; Fungi; Basidiomycota; Tremellomycetes; Filobasidiales; Filobasidiaceae. The record is from RefSeq and is a predicted model, not a curated record. The coding region runs from base 79 to 2370 and encodes 763 amino acids. Gene Ontology annotation, molecular function: protein binding. The transcript has 11 exons.